UUUCAUCUCAACGCCAGCACUGGCGUGAUGGAGGAUCUGAAGCAAAAGAUGGGGGUCAUGUCACAGACAAUAUGCCCGAGUUCACAGGCUCCAUCUGACGAGGACUUGAAGGCCCAGAAUAAUGUGAAAGAAGAGAAAAUGCAGUUGAGGAGAGAAAUCUCCCUUUUGAACGGGAUCUGCCUGAUUGUGGGGAACAUGAUUGGCUCUGGGAUCUUCAUCUCGCCGAAGGGUGUACUCAUGCACAGCUCCUCUUACGGGCUGUCUUUGCUGAUUUGGGCUGCUGGAGGCAUCUUCUCAGUGUUUGGGGCGUUGUGCUACGCAGAGCUCGGCACCACCAUCCCCAAGUCUGGAGCCAGCUACGCCUACAUCCUGGAGUCGUUCGGAGGCUUCCUUGCUUUUAUCCGUCUGUGGACGUCCAUCCUGCUGAUUGAGCCGGCCAGCCAGGCUGUGAUUUCCUUGACCUUCGCCAACUACCUGGUGGAGGCUUUCUACCCCACCUGCCAUCCGCCGUACGAUGCUGUCCGGCUUAUCGCUGCAGCCUGCCUCUGUAUGCUCAUCUUCAUCAACUGUGCCUGCGUGAAGUGGGGGACGCUGGUUCAGGACAUGUUCACCUUCGCCAAACUCAUGUCCCUCUGCCUCAUCAUCACUGUAGGACUAAUAAAAAUAGCAACUGGAGAAACAAAGAACUUUGACCGCCCGUUUGAGGGCUCCUCCACAGACCCCGGAGCCAUUGCUUUGGCCCUCUACUCGGCUCUGUUCUCCUACUCCGGCUGGGAUACACUUAACUUUGUCACUGAGGAGAUUCAGAAUCCUGAGAGGAAUCUGCCCCUGGCCAUUGCCAUUUCCAUGCCCAUCGUGACCAUCAUCUACCUGCUGACCAACGUGGCGUAUUAUGUGGUUUUGGACAUGUCAUCUCUGCUGGCUAGUGACGCCGUUGCUGUGACCUUUGGGAAUGCAGUGCUCGGGCCGUUCAAGUGGAUCAUCCCUGUUUCGGUGGCCAUGUCCUGCUACGGGGGACUCAAUGCUUCCAUCAUUUCUGCCUCACGGUUGUUUUUCGUCGGCGCCAGAGAGGGCCACCUCCCCAACAGUCUGAGUCUGAUUCACCUGCAGCGCUACACACCCAUACCUGCACUGCUGUUCAAUGGGUUAAUGGGUCUGAUCUUCCUGUGUGUAGAGGACGUGUUCCAGCUCAUCAACUACUUCAGCUUCAGUUACUGGCUCUAUGUGGGUCUGUCUGUGGCCGGCCUCAUCUACCUGCGCAUCACUCAGCCAGACAGACACAGGCCUGUGAAGUUGACUCUGUUCUUCCCCUUCGUCUACUGUCUGUGUAGCCUGUUCUUAGUGAUCGUUCCUCUGUACGGAGACACCAUCAACUCUCUCAUCGGAAUUGGCAUUGCACUGUCUGGGGUGCCCGUCUACUAUGUGGCCAUUUACCUGCCUGAGGAGAGGAGACCCAAAUUCAUACGCAAGUUAAACGACUUUGUCACCAGAUCGGCCCAGAUGCUGCUCUGCUGCUGUCUGACUGAAUUUGACACCGAGGCCGACGUACAAGCAGGUGGUAAAACGCAGUGAGCCGCAGACAAUCCGUCGCUCAUUAGCCGGCGUUCUACCGGAGGCCUCCGUCUGGUCCGUGUGUCGACAUUCUUUUCUCUCACGAACGCAAGGAAGGCCCGGGCCUCGCGUGGACAGAGUGACGUUGGUGCAGGAGUUUGUGAGGAUUACUCCUCCCAGGUCAAGUUACAAAAAAGGUCCUGACAUCUCAAAUGACUCACCGCGGAGGAGCAGGCACUUGAGGAACUGCAAACUUUUGCUUUCUUGUGAAAAUGAGAUACAUUUUUUUCUACGGAGGUCAAGGAAUAUCUUCUAUGUGGAUCUCAUCAAACUACGGAAUAAAUAUGCUCACUUUUUAAUUUUGUUUAGACUUUUAGUGAAGCUGUAAACCAAAUUACUUUGUGCCUGGCAUUGUUUAAAACAAAUCCAUCAAAUAAUGACUGUGGGGUUGGAAUUGAAUCAAUCAUCAGAUAUUUGUAGAGUUUGUAUGAAACAGUUUAUUUUGACCAAUUUAAGGAGGCUUUUCACCACUCUUACACUGCAUUGUGUAUCUUUGGUACGCUAUGUUUGCUCCACGUUAUUUCAGAGCAGGUUUGUCGAAGCAAACAACCUCCUGCAACUGGACGGUAGCUCGCUCGCUCGCCAUUUGCAGGCUUCAGCCUCUCCACAAAGGGGAGCUGUUUCAUUAUUGUCAGACAUGCCAACCUGAGCCUUAUGACUGUCCUCCCCUAAAGAAAUACUUUCAACUAAUCGAUUGAAAAUUGAGUUCCUCCACAACAAAAUCACACUAAAAAGCACCACUUUUCUUGGAAAUAUGAAAAAUGACAAUCGACUAAAGAAAUCUUUGUCAACUGAAAUGAAAAUGACGAAUUAGUUAAUUAAUUGACUAAAAUGGGGCAGACCGAGCAAGAGCGUGUCAUGCUAUUGGCGCAGGUUGGACUCCAGCUGCAGUUUCAUGUGUAUUAAUACAUUUAUAAGAUGAAUAAUGGGGUGCUGACUUGGACAAUCACUACUUGUUGUGUUAUAAACUGUAACACUUGUCAUUUUAGACAUAGUUUGUCUUUAGGAUGUAUCUGUUUAUUAUUUAUAUUUAUGUUUCUUCAUCGCAUUGCCUUGUGAUAAAACUGCAUGCGUUUUAAUGCAUCCUAUUAUUGAAUUAUUUUAAGUACCAUUUUCUAAAAGCCACUGUCACAAAAGAAAGGAAUUUUCUUUGCAAGUUUGCAAUAAAUAAAUAUGUAUUCUUAGUCAACCAGAUUGAAAGACAAAUUAGAAACGAGAUGCUGUUGGAGUGUAAAUACAGGGAACUGAAGUCAAUCAUCACAUCUAUCACACUGCCAUCUUAUUAUUGAGUUGUGCUUUGUUUCCAACAGAAGCUCACAAAAAGCUGUAUUUGUGUUCUGAUUCAAUUCAUUUAUUGUAAAAUCAUCAGCGUUCAUAAAAUAUUGAAACAUUGUUA
Molecule: messenger RNA, 3007 nt
Organism: Cyclopterus lumpus (lumpfish)
Lineage: Eukaryota; Metazoa; Chordata; Actinopteri; Perciformes; Cyclopteridae
Product: Y+L amino acid transporter 2-like
Exons: 9
Coding region: 28-1572 (514 amino acids)
Biological process (GO): amino acid transmembrane transport
Cellular component (GO): membrane
Molecular function (GO): L-amino acid transmembrane transporter activity
Source: RefSeq, a predicted model, not a curated record